UCCAAAUGCCAAGUAUCAGCUGUUAGAUUUUUUGUCAGCCGGGGGGGGGAGGGAAUGAAAAAAAUGAGGGACAAAUUUACAUGUUGCUGUUGAUCUCUGCAACCAAGCUUAAAAUUAUGUCUGAGGUGUGUCGAAUUCUCAGAGUCGUUGGAUAUCUCAAGCAUGCACAACGUUAUUAUGCAGUUCGCAGAGGACAGAACUAUUACGAAAUUUUGGGGGUAAAGAAUGAUGCUUCGAGGAAGGAUAUCAGAGCAGCGUUUUUAAAUAUUUCUAAACAAGUGCAUCCGGACACAGGAAACAAGACUGGCCACACAGAAUUUAUCAAACUCACAGAAGCGUACAACGUAUUGAGUAAAGAUUCCACGAGAAAAGAAUACGAUGCAAAAUUGAGCGCAAGAAAUCAGUUGCGUUAUACGUCUUAUCAUCCCGUCGGCCGAACAUAUUACGGUCACCGAGAGUCUCACUCUGAGCACUGGCGAGCCGACCACCUACGAAGGAAAGGGGGAGGCCCCUUUGCGACGUACGACAGGACGCACUUCGAAAGUGGUGACCCGAAAAACGUCUCAAAAACCACGAUCGUUCUGCUGUGCGUCCUACUGAGUGCAGUAGGCUUCAGCCUUCAGAUUCUGGCAGUCGUUUAUUCCCCGACCCUCGACAGAGAGAAGAUGCUGGAACGCUCCGCGAGGUACAGCGCAGAACUUGAGAAACUCCGGGAGAGGGCAAAGCGUCAUCGAUCUGUAUCGGAGAGCAUUGACUCCUUCCUCAAUCGCGUCGAUGGCCCGGAUGAAUGAGGAGAAAAUCACCUCGUGUAAGGUCAACAGAGAUAGUGAAUUAUUUUUGUGAAAUAAUGUAUAGUUGAAAUAUUUAAAUCAAUUUAUUGUCUUAUUAAAACGAAUGUCAAUAAAGGUUUUCAUUUUUGAAGACUAA
Molecule: messenger RNA, 927 nt
Organism: Diachasma alloeum
Lineage: Eukaryota; Metazoa; Arthropoda; Insecta; Hymenoptera; Braconidae
Product: dnaJ homolog subfamily C member 4
Exons: 4
Coding region: 81-791 (236 amino acids)
Source: RefSeq, a predicted model, not a curated record